CCAGAGAUAAAUGACAGCGAGGGUCACCCAAGCAGCAGCCAGCAAACCUUGAAAGGAACCUCAAAAUGGGCUACAUCACUGGAGAACCUCCUUGAAGAUCCAGAAGGAGUGAAACAAUUUAGGGAGUUUUUAAAGAAAGAAUUUAGUGAAGAAAACGUUUUGUUCUGGCUAGCAUGUGAAGAAUUUAAGAAAACACAGGGCAAAAAACAGAUGCAAGAAAAAGCUAAAGAAAUUUACAUGACUUUCCUGUCCAGUAAAGCUUCCUCCCAAGUCAAUGUCGAAGGACAGUCCCGUUUGAGUGAGACCAUCUUGGAGACACCUCACCCUCUCAUGUUUCAGAAGCUCCAGGACCAGAUAUUCAAUCUCAUGAAAUAUGACAGCUACAGCCGCUUCUUAAAGUCAGACAUAUUCCUAAACCAUAAGAAGUGUGAGGAGCAAGAGGAGAAUUCACCAGAGGCUCAGACUGCAGCUAAAAGAGCAUCGAGAAUUUACAACACAUGAUAUGACGGAUCUCUUCGGGAGAGGCAAUCCAAUAAUGAAAUUACACUCAGGAACAGUCUAGGUUUAUAGCAAUUGCAUUUAGGGCUUGGAAAGCUCAAAACCUUUUUUAGGAGAUACUUACCUUCUUAAUUGCUUGAAUGACUAAUUGUUUUUGCAUGAUAGCUAUUAACCAAGCA
Acanthisitta chloris (rifleman) is the source of this 677-nucleotide messenger RNA. RefSeq names its product regulator of G-protein signaling 10 (gene RGS10). The annotation marks the transcript as partial. NCBI's taxonomy places the organism in Eukaryota, Metazoa, Chordata, Aves, Passeriformes, Acanthisittidae. The transcript is spliced from 4 exons. Gene Ontology annotation, molecular function: G-protein alpha-subunit binding; GTPase activator activity. The record is from RefSeq and is a predicted model, not a curated record. Gene Ontology annotation, biological process: regulation of G protein-coupled receptor signaling pathway.